AAAAGUGCACUAUUGAGACACCACCAUUUUUUCACUGUUGAAAGACUCACACGAAGCCAAGAUAAUGUACGACCUUUCUGGUUAACCUUACUGACACAUGCGUGCCACUACCAGCAUAAUACCUACUCCCUGCCUGACACCAUACGACAGUUGUCGCGACGUCAAUACCGAGAGUGACUUUGCAUCAGUCAAUGUCUGUCUACUGAAGCAGUGCAUGGGCACAUGUGAAACCAACAGACAGGUCAAGCGUAUCGGAUCCAAACAUUGCAAGACCAACCUGUGGCCGAGGACCAAGCUUAUCAUUUCCCUCAAUAAGAGACCACAGUCGUCAGAUUGUUCUGGUAACGUAUUAACCAGUUCACAGUUCCUGGCCUGCUGCUUAUAGCGGGGCGUGACCGUCACCCGUUCAGCUAUCUGUGUGUGGUUGUGACUAGUCACCGUUCUAGGAGACUGUAGGCAUUGACUGGUUAAUAACGUCCGGUUCAUGGAAUCAGGUACAGAUGUCGACUCCCGAGCGCGUGGACUGACAGGCGCUGUUGAUUCGGACUAAAACUGCCCGUGUCCCACAAAAGGAUUUCCACGACCCCCUGUGUAUAAUGCCCGGGGGAGGAGAACACCAUGGAGGGAAUAAUACCACGAGUACUGCUACUCGUGAUCUGCAGUCUGGGUCCUGUCUGCCGGGCAAUGACCUCCACCUUAAGUCUCUCAGCCGGUGAACAGGCAAUAAUCACCUCGCCCAAUUUUGGACCCGGACAGAAGUACCCAAGAGAUAUAGAAUAUUUAUGGAACAUAUAUUCUUCGCUUUCGGACAAAAUGACAGUAACAUUUAACACCUUUGAUGUGGAGCCUCACUCGGUCUGCGCAUGGGACUACGUCAUCGUCAACGACGACACGUGCGAUAGCGGUACAGGUCAAAGACAUUGCGGAUCCUCCAUUCCUCAACCAUACAUCACUUCCUCAUCAUCCGUGUGCAUCCGGUUCCAUUCUGAUGCUAUCAUCCCUAAGGCUGGUUUUAAUCUUACAGUUUUUGCCUCUGUUUCGCAUACAACCUCGACGCCGGCCGUCCUGUCAACGCCACCAGUAACGCCACAUCUUCCUCACAUCUCUUGUUGGUCCGACACCCCGAUAUCUCAGUCCGCCAUCAUAUCGUCUCCCGGAUAUGGUGUUGACCCAAAUUAUCCUAACAAUGUGGUGUGUCUCUGGAAGAUCGAGUUACAAAUAAAUCAGGUUGCCGUCGUGGCCUUCGACAGCUUCCAUUUGGAGUUCCAUCAAAGCUGUGUAUACGACUGGCUGAAAAUAUAUGACAGCCCAAUGGUGACGUCACAAGUAAAGGCUACAUUUUGUGGCGACACAAAGCCGAGCAAUAUUACAUUAUCCAAAAAGUCCUACAUUCAGUUCAAAUCGGACAUAAUUGUUCCAAAGUCUGGGUUUCUUGCUAGAAUAUUUAUAACUAAAACUAUAACUACAUCUUCAUCAAACGUGCAAUCUCCAUCAUCAUAUGCAUCAUCAUCAUCAUCGUCGUCGUCGUCGUCGUCAUCAUCAACAACAACGUCAUCAACACCAGCUCAUAGUUCAACAUCAUCAACCACAGAGUCCACAUUAUCAAUACAGUCAUCAACAGGGAAGGCAACAACAACGUCCACUGUUGAAAUGUGUAAGGGCGUCAGCAUUGUUGACGACGUUAGCUCAUUGACGCUACUGUCGCCGGGGUACAGCGAGGGUCAGUAUCCCCUCAACAUCUUCUGUGACAUUACACUGACGACGGGUACCGACAAGAAACUAUUGAUGUCAUUCCUGGACUUCCACCUAGAGUACAACCCGCUCUGUAUCUGGGACAGCCUCUCUCUGUACGACGGCACAUGCCACUCCGGCGCUCUACUGGGAAAAUACUGCGGAUCAUCAAAACCUAGCAAUCUGACGACGUUAGGAAAUAAACUAUGCUUACAAUUCAAAUCUGAUUUCGUUGUGCCAAAACAAGGCUUCAAGGUCGUGAUAAACACCAAGACAUCUGUGCGCCUGGGUGGUGUUCAGAAUAACACAACGACCGGAAGUGACGUCCUUGAACCACCCACUGCUUCACCUGGUGAAGCACCUGCAGCUGGUCCUCAGCCAUCCAACUCCACCAGCAGUGGUUCUGCUUCUACAGAUUUUCCACAUCCUUCAACAACAACUACCACUGAUCAUUCAAAACCUAUUGGAGGUCCCUUCCCGCCUUCCACAACGACAACAUCCUCGUCUACAUCGUCUACUCCAACUGUCUCAUCGUCACCGAGCUUCAGCUCGUCAACAGAGGAUGCUGUGAUGCCAUCUUCAUCCAGUACUGUUUCUACUGAAGGAACAUCUUCAAGCAUGUCUACAGAUGGUUUAACAGUGUCAUCAAACAGUGAUGUGUCCAAGACUGUGACGACAUUGCCAUCAUCAUCACCCACAAUAACUGUCUCGCCAAUAGUCCCCAUGUGUGCUUCAUCAGAGAUGAACGUGUAUUCACCGGUGACGGUAACAUCUCCUAACCUCGGCCCUGGGAAGUCCUACCCUCCACAGACGACAUGUACCCUGUGUCUAUCUUCCCAUCAAACACAGAAGCUACACCUGUCAUUCACGGAGUUCGACUUAGAGCCACACAAUACGUGUGCAUGGGACAGCCUAACUGUUUACGACGGGAACUCUACAACUGCGCCUACACUUGCAACCCUGUGUGGAGGUCUGUUUGCGGCGGGCAGCUUCACUUCAUCUUCUCGUUCACUAUGUCUCAAGUUCGUCUCGGAUUUCAUCGUUCAAAAGCGAGGUUUCAAAGCAACCGUUAAACCAUUCGAAGUCAUUGGUCGCCUGGCAUCAACAUCGUCGACUCUACAAACUUCACACACUGCCCAUGCAACGUCAGCUUCUGCUCCCAUGUCUCCCACGUCACCAACGACAACGUCGUCAACCUCGACAUCAACAACUACUUCAACUACACUGAUAAUUACUUCUGACGUCAGCGUUCCCGAUACAUCAAAACCAAAGAUUGUCACUGUUAACACGUCCACCACCACGACAACUUUGGCCACGACCACAAUAUCAACGCCUACAACCACAACUACGCCCGCCAUCACUACAACCACGCCCACCACUACUACACCCACGCCUACCACCACUACAACCACGCCUACCACCACUACAACCACGCCCACCACUACUACACCCACGCCUACCACCACUACAACCACGCCUACCACCAUCACAACUACGCCCGCAACCACUACAACCACGCCUACUACAACUACACCAACGCCUACGACCACUACAACCACGCCUACCACCACUACAACCACGCCUACCACCACUACAACCACACCUACCACCACUACAACCACGCCUACCGCCAUCACAACUACGCCCGCAACCACUACAACCACGCCUACUACAAUUACAACAACGCCUACCACCAAGACAACCACGCUCAUGUCCAGUGUUCCUCUCGUUGCCUGCACUGGUCCACCACAAGAGUUACCUAUAUCAUCAGGAAUACUUUCAUCUCCUGGGUUCGAAUCUCAGACACCAUACCCAAAUAACCUCGACUGCAAGUGGCUUAUAAAUACCGAGUCCCACACAACCACCCACAUCGCGUUUACAAACUUUGAGUUAGAGUCCCAAAACCAAUGCAGCUGGGACAGCCUCACGAUCUACAAUGGUAGUUACGUCACUGAUGACGUCAUAGCAAAAUUAUGCGGUGCUGAAUUACCAGAAAAUAUCACAAUAAAUGGCAGUCAGGUUCUUCUCCAUUUCCAUACAGACAGGAUGGUAUCGAAGAAAGGGUUUCGUCUAGUUUACUACACUGAGGUCACGCCCACAAAACCAGCAUCAUCAACGUGUCCAGUUGGACGUGUCCCCUGUGAUGACGGGACGUGCAUCCCGAGCGCGUGGGUGUGUGAUGGAGAGGCGAACUGCGUGCAUGCGGAGGAUGAGGUGAACUGUGGUCAGUGUAGUGAUGCCCACUUCACGUGCGGUGACGGUACGUGCAUCGCGAUGUAUCAGCGUUGCGACGGGAACCCCCACUGCAGCGACAUGGAAGAUGAGGACAACUGCACAAUGGUAGAUUCAACAGACGAGCAAGACAUGUUGUUAAUCAUGCGCAGUGGCACGUUGUUUCCGGUUUGUUUUGACCAAUGGGAGGCCGAGUUUUCUAAUAAAGCAUGCACGGAAGCCGGAUAUGGAAACGUUAUUCAGCAAAGAGGGAAGGCAUCGCCUGCAACAGCGUUCCUUGUUCCUACGGGAGAUGUGUUGGGUGAUCCUGGCUUGUUUCAUAACAAGUUCAUAUUCAGUUCUGCAUGUGCCAGUGGCCGUGCUGUAUCCUUGACCUGCCAACCAAGAGAAUGCGGCCGAAAGUCCAACAACCUACCCUCUGCAUAUAUCUUGGGCGGAAACCGGUCAGUACGAGGGAAAUGGCCGUGGGUUGUCUCCCUUAUGUCUGGGGCGAAACAGGUGUGUGGCGCAACUAUCAUCAGCAGCACGUGGGUCGUCACGGCUGGCCACUGUGUGGAGACCCUCCUCAACUCGCCACAGACAACAAACAUCGUAGCCGGCUACGUCAACCUAGAUGCCCCGGAUGUUGAGAGCGCUCGCGUGACUGAAAUCAUCCUUCAUCCUGAGCACAACUUCAUCUACAACGCCGACAUUGCACUUCUUCAUCUACAGCGCCCUCUCGUGUUUUCAGACAGAGUUAAGCCCCUUUGUCUCCCUCCCCGCCAACACGACUGGUCGACUUCGUUGUCUUGUUUUAUAGCAGGAUGGGGAGUAACCAAGAGAAUGAAUUCUGCAGACUUGUCGGCUAUUUACCAUCUUGAUAUAUUAGCCGGAGUGACCUCCCCUUACCUCCACCACGCCCAGCUUCAUCUGUGGUCGCAGAGCAAGUGUCGCGACGUAUAUCCUAUUAAGGUCAAGGACACCAUGAUCUGUGCAGGGGAGGAAUCGGGUUCAGUUGAUGCCUGCAAGGGUGACAGCGGCAGCCCGCUGAUGUGUGAGACGGCCCCGGACCGGUGGGAGCUGGUGGGCAUCACCAGCUGGGGUGAAGGGUGUGGUCAGGUUGGCAAACCCGGCGUCUACACCAGGGUGGAUCGCUACAUCGACUGGAUUAAACAACAAACCAAACACAUGGAGGCAGCCAGCUGUAGCUUUGAGAGCCCGAACAUGUGCGGUUACAAGGACAAUUCCACGGAGGACUUCAUCUGGACCAGACGUAAAGGUGGACUGGCUUUCCCACAACGCCCCUACAAUGAUAACACAUUCGGAAAUACGUCAGGUCACUACAUGUACGCCUUUGUGUCCUACGAGUCCAAGAAUCAGAUCGCCAGCCUGACCUCUCCGACCUUCUCAAACUCCGGAUUUAGUUGUCUGACCUUCACCUUGACCUUCAUGAAUGCAAAGGACGCGAGACUCCGGGUAUACGGGGUAUCCAACUCGUCAGGCGACACGACAGUGAUGAUGCUGCUUGCGCCUUUACAGGGGGCGUGGAGGAUGGCGGAGCAGGAGCUGGGUGGUGACGUUUCGCGCGUGAUGUUUGUUGCUGAGGCUGGUCGAUGGACAGAUGGGGGCGUUGGUUUAGACGACGUUAAGAUAGAAAACAGAAGAUGUGACGGCACUUUGAAGGUGUCAUGUGACUUUGACGGGGGUACUUUCUGUGAGUACCUUCAAGCAGAGGAUGACUCGUUUGACUGGAACUUAAAGAUAGUUCCACUAACGGACAACAAAGCCAGGGCAUCUAAGGGACAUAACUCAGAUCACUACCUCGAAGCCGAUGGAACAAAUCGAAACCCUGGAGACAAGACCAGAGUUAUCUCCCCUGUUUUGAACACAACUGUCCCACAAUGCAUCAGUUUGCAGUUCAAGAUUUACCCGCCCCUGUCCGGUACCUUGUCAAUCUGUACAAAGUCAGUGUUCCACCACAAUACCUUCCUGAAUUGCAACAUUUGGUCACGUGCGAGCAGCGAGGGAAAUGAUUGGACAGACGGCCAUGCCCAGAUCCCAGCGGCAACCUACCCUUACGGGAUUGUCUUUCAGGCUGAGAGGGGACAGACGGCGGGUGUCAUCGCCAUUGAUAACCUGGCCAAGAAAGACGGGGAAUGCCACUUAUAAUGUUCAGUAUUGAUGCCAAGGAUCCGACGAAAAGAGUUAAACGGGUACAAAGUUCAUGGCAUAGUAAGGAAUUGAGAGUGAGUGACUGUUUACGUAAAUGAGCCGGUCUGGGUCUAACAAACCAGUGGUUGAUAGCAUGAACAGCCAGUGACAUAACUUUAAGGGAGAAAGUUUGUUUGUUUGUUUGUUUGUUGUUUAACGUUGCACUCAACAAUAGUCCUGCUAUAGAAUAGGCCUUCAGCAACCCAUGCUUGCCGUAAAAGGCGACUAUGCUUGUCGUAAGAGGCGACU
Messenger RNA from Haliotis rufescens (red abalone), 6402 nucleotides. RefSeq names its product cubilin-like. The record is from RefSeq and is a predicted model, not a curated record. Bases 619 to 6111 code for a protein of 1830 amino acids. Gene Ontology annotation, biological process: proteolysis. Gene Ontology annotation, molecular function: serine-type endopeptidase activity; protein binding. Lineage: Eukaryota; Metazoa; Mollusca; Gastropoda; Lepetellida; Haliotidae. The transcript has 22 exons. Gene Ontology annotation, cellular component: membrane.